Messenger RNA from Drosophila mauritiana, 783 nucleotides. RefSeq names its product isochorismatase domain-containing protein 1. Bases 88 to 714 code for a protein of 208 amino acids. Gene Ontology annotation, cellular component: cytoplasm. The record is from RefSeq and is a predicted model, not a curated record. Lineage: Eukaryota; Metazoa; Arthropoda; Insecta; Diptera; Drosophilidae. The transcript has 3 exons.
GUAAACAGCUGUUACAAUUUGCAGUUUAUUUAGCAAGUGAACAUUGCGCAUUUUCUAAACCGAAUCUAGUAAAUAUUGUACAACAAAAUGGCCUUGCGACGCUGUCACUUGAACCCGAAGAAAACGCUCUUCCUGUUGUGCGACAUUCAAGAAAAGUUCCGACCAGCCAUGCCGCUCUUCGAUAACAUGAUCAAAAACGUCGACAAACUAACCCGAGCGGGAAAGGCUCUAGAUGUUCCACUGAUUGUAACCGAACACUAUCCGGAAAAACUAGGGAAAACAGUGGCCCAACUGGAUGUGAGCCAUGCCAAGCUGGUCUCCGGUAAAACCCUAUUCAGCAUGUUUACUCCCGAAGUCAAGGCUGUGAUCCAGGAUAUCUUCAAUGACAAGCCGGAAGAUGUCGUGUUAUAUGGCCUCGAGUCCCACAUUUGCGUCGAGCAGACCGCAAUCGAUCUCCUCGAGCAGAACAUCAACGUGUACAUAGUGGCGGACUGUUGCUCCUCCAGGCUGAACCAGGAUCGAGAUCUAGCCCUGGAUCGCCUGCGUCAAGCGGGCUGUGUGAUCACCACUAGUGAGAGCGUUAUCUUCGACUUGGUUCGAGACAAGAACAACCCGAAGUUCGAUGUGGUCCGGAAAUUGGUGAACCAGCCGUCGGUGGAUAUGGAACUCACGCGCAACGGGAGCGCAAUUCCAGUGGGCAGUGCCAAGCUGUGAGAUAGCCCCUCUUGUCUAAAUGUCUGUCUGUUAUAAAGCCAAUUGUGUUUAUAAAACCAUCAUGCAGAA